AUGAAACAGUCAUCUUCGUCGCUCCGCACGUCGGACCUGAACGGAAUGCAAAAGCACCGACGUAUCACCAUUGAGCGGCUGGAAAAGUAUCUGCAAAAUGGUCAAUUUUCCGAUGUCAAUCUUCAUGCCACAUUGGUGAAAGAGCGGAAUCAAGAGGCUGUCAACUUGCAAGUGUUCUCUGUACCCAAUGGACGACGGAUUCCUUUUGCUGACGCGAUCCAAGGCUCAUACCAGCCCACGCAAGUUGGGGAGAGCUUUGGUCCAACCUGGUCGACUCAUUGGUUUAAGGUCACAAUUACCAUCCCUGAAUCGUAUGCUGGGCAGGCGGUCGUUUUCAUUUUCGAUCCCAGCUGUGAAGCAUUAGUAUGGUCGACCAAGGGUCAGCUUUUGAUUGGAAUUACGGGUGAUAAAAAUGUGGAUCGGCAUGUUGACUAUAGGUUGACAAAAUCUGCAAAAGGCGGCGAGCAAUUUGAGCUCUAUGUGGAAGUUGCUUGCAAUGGAAUGUUUGGAGCGGGAAUUGGCGGGAAUGGCUCCAUUAAUCCACCAGAGGAAGACAGAUACUACCGCCUAACCACGGCUGAGAUCAUUGUCCCGAACACAGACGCAUUUGAUCUUUUGUGGGACAUGGAGGUCUUGUUAGGCAUGGUCAAGGAACUUCCGGAAAACACCCAAGCUUCCUGUGACGCUCUUUACACGGCAAACCAGAUUGUUAACACUGUCUUCCACGACGACUUAUCCUCCAUUAAAAAGGCCAAAGAGAUUUCCCGUGAGUUUUUUGAAAAGCGAUCCCACACUGGUUAUUCGCAGCAUGUCGUAACGGCUAUUGGCAAUUGCCAUAUUGACACCGCAUGGCUCUGGCCUUAUGAUGAGACUAAACGGAAGGCUGCUCGUUCUUGGUCGACACAGGUAUUUAGAUUAAUGGAGAAUUAUCCAGAGUACGUUUUCACUGCAUCGCAAGCGCAGCAGUUUGAAUGGACGGAACAGCUCUAUCCUGAGCUAUUCGAACGCAUCAAGGAGCACGCGAAAACUGGAAAUUUUAUUCCAAUUGGAGUCGCGCAGACCUGGGUCGAAAUGGAUUGUAACCUACCCUCAGGAGAAGCAUUCUGUCGACAGUUUUUGUACGGACAGCGGUACUUUGAAGAAAAGUUCGGGGAAAGGUGUACUGUUUUUUGGUUGCCGGAUACCUUUGGAUAUGUACUGCUUCUCCUGCCAGGGUUGAAAUAUUUCUUUACACAAAAGCUGUCCUGGAACAAUAUCAACAAGUUCCCACACACAACCUUCAUGUGGACUGGACUUGAUGGCACUUCGGUCCUGACCCACUUUUCACCCGCGGAUACUUACACUGCGCAAGCAAGUGUUCGCGACGUUGUAUUUGCUGUACACAACAACAAGGAUAAACCCUACAGUAACCAAUCACUUUUGGUCUACGGUAACGGUGACGGCGGCGGUGGUCCCCUGAUCCCAAUGAUUGAACGGCUACGUCGCAUGCAGAAUGUCGAAGGGUUACCGGCCACGGUCAAAUUCGGAUCGCCAAACACUUUUUAUGAAGAAUUGGAGCAAACCAGUCGCGAUCUUGUCAGCUGGAAGGGCGAACUGUACUUUGAACUCCACCGGGGAACCUAUACAUCUCAAGCUCUUACGAAAAAGUAUAACCGUCAAACCGAGCUUCUCCUUCGUGAUAUCGAAAUUCUGUCUUCCUUGUGUGUGGCCACUGGAGUGUCCGACUUCAAAUAUCCAAAGACAGAACUGGAUCGUUUAUGGAAACUAGUUUUGCUCAAUCAAUUCCAUGAUGUGCUGCCGGGAUCAUCAAUUGAAAUCGUAUAUCACGACGCUCUCAAGUUUUAUGCUGAUGUUGUUGAGAGCGGCACCAAGCUGCGAAAUGAAGCAUUGGAAGCUUUGAUUGGACGGCAGAGGACUAGCACAAAGGGACCUGCAACUGUUUUCAAUCCCACUUCUUGGACUCGUCCAAGGCAAGUCAUAGAACUCGACACGGAGACUGCCAAUGUGGAUGUGUCAAUAUUGCAACAGACUUCGGCUGAUGGACGUAAAGCUCUGGUGAUAUUGGAAGAAGUCCCGGCAUACGCUCUCAAAACCGUUCAAAUGGGUUACAAGCCCAGCGACUUUGUCCCUGUCACCGGUAUAUCUACUGUGGUGAAAUUUGACACCUCAUCCGGUGAGAAGACGAUUGUUGAAAAUGCUUUCAUCAAGGUCGUCUUCAACCAACACGGACGCAUAGAAAGUUUAUACGACAAAAAGGAAGGGCGUGAAACGAUUGCUCCACAAUAUUUGGCGAACGUCUUCAAACUGUAUGAAGAUAUUCCGCUUUAUUGGGAUGCCUGGGAUGUGGAGGUCUAUCACCUCGAGAAAGGCGGGGAAGUCGCUCCUGGGACACUCUCUGUUGCCGAGACAGGUCCAUUACGCGCUGUCCUCAAAGUAUCACAGCCCAUCACCAAGCAAAGCAAAUUGGUGCAGACCAUCAUAGUGACGGCAACAAGUUCAAUGGUCGAGUUUGAUACCUGGGUGGAUUGGCAUGAAAACCGAAGGAUAUUGAAAGUCGAGUUCCCUGUCGAUAUUGCUAACGACUUUGCAACCUACGAGACGCAAUUUGGAUUCAUCAGGCGGCCAACUCAUUACAACAACAGUUGGGACAUGGCGAGGUUCGAGGUAUGCGGACACAAGUUUGUGGAUUACUCUGAACACGGCUAUGGUGUUACGCUCUUGAAUGACUGCAAGUAUGGUUUUGCGGUUCAUGGAAAUGUAAUCCGUAUGUCGUUACUUCGAUCUCCAAAGGCACCUGAUUUGCACUGCGACAUGGGCGAACACAGAUUCCGUUACGCACUGUACCCUCAUCGCGGCGGCUUCAAUGAGAGUAACGUGGUUCAAGCGGGUUAUGAGUUCAAUGUGCCGUUAUUGAUCAGGUCUGUCUCCUCAACAUUCUCAGCUUCCAUCGAAACCCAAUUCUUCACUGUCGAUACUUCGAAUGUUGUCUUGGACACCAUCAAACAGGCGGAAGAUGCUAAAGACAAAGACAUCGUUCUGAGGCUGUAUGAAGCCUAUGGCGGGCGGGGACGAGCUCGCGUCAAGAGCACCUUGCCCAUCAAAAAGGCAUUCUUGUGUAAUAUUUUGGAAGAUGUCACUGAAGAGGUUAAGAGGGACGAUGAAGGUGCUCUUCUGUUAGAGUACACUCCUUUCAAGGUGUUAAGUAUCAGAAUUGCCGUCGAUUGACUAGAUGAUGGGUUUUUGCUGGUAGAUAUGGAUGGAGAGAACGUGUUUUGGAGAGACCACAUUAGUAGCGAUUGAUGUUACAAUGGACGGUAUAUGGAACCUUCAUCUGUAGUUUUGGGGGCUCUUUUGGUUGAUUCACCUAGUGCUUUGUAACGUGGAAUGUUCUUCCGGUAUUCAAUGACAUGGAAAAAAAACUAGGUUGCUGAUCACGGAAAUAUUUUGAUGUGCA
Messenger RNA from Spizellomyces punctatus DAOM BR117, 3454 nucleotides. RefSeq lists its product as uncharacterized. Gene Ontology annotation, molecular function: alpha-mannosidase activity; carbohydrate binding. Gene Ontology annotation, biological process: oligosaccharide catabolic process; mannose metabolic process. Gene Ontology annotation, cellular component: fungal-type vacuole membrane. The transcript is spliced from 38 exons. NCBI's taxonomy places the organism in Eukaryota, Fungi, Chytridiomycota, Chytridiomycetes, Spizellomycetales, Spizellomycetaceae. The record is from RefSeq and is a predicted model, not a curated record. The coding region runs from base 1 to 3225 and encodes 1074 amino acids.